Molecule: messenger RNA, 7569 nt
Organism: Bursaphelenchus okinawaensis
Lineage: Eukaryota; Metazoa; Nematoda; Chromadorea; Rhabditida; Aphelenchoididae
Source: the annotation of a GenBank genome assembly
AUGAGGUCCAAAGACCCGGCGGCCGAUCCCAUGGACGGUCAGCCGCCAAAUCUGUAUGUGAUACUGAAGGAAGCCGAUUUGUUACAGUAAGUUUAUUAUUUUUUAUUGUUGUUUGAUUUUUAGGUACUGGAAAGAAAGUUAUUGCCAUUCUACGUUCUGUAAAGAAAGUUUUUGCUAUUUUCUGUUUUAUAGGGAAAGUUCUUGUAAGUUUUGGCCAUUUUAAGAUACGUUAAGAAAGUUUUCGUUAUUUUACGUUCUGUAAGGAAAGUUCUUGCCAUUUUAAGUUACGUAAAAAAAGUUUUCGUUAAUUUACAUUCUGUAAAGAAAGUUCUUGCCAUUUUUUUCAAUUCUUUAAAAUCUUUGGAUUGCCGGCUAUGUUAUUAUGUUAUAGUUAUGAUAAUAUACUAUAAUAUCUAAAAUAGCUUUUUGUCUAUUAAAAUUUUAUAAAAUAGAUAUUGAAAUUAUAAAAACCGGCUUUAAAACAUCUUCCAUUGACGUCAAUGGCUCGGUUUUUCAACGUGAAUUCACGUUGUAACAGCGAUUCGGAACGGAAAAUAACUGAACAUUGGAUAAUUCAAAACGAACACAGCGUUUACAGUGUAAUAUCUGUGUUCCGAUUGAUUCAUUCUAAUUCUUGAGUGGUAGUUGAUGUUGUUUUACAUGGUUAUGUGUUAACAUUGUUGGUGGGAGCUUGUUUGUCUACUUAUUAGUUCGUUUGUUACCGGAACUAUGAAAAUUCGAAAAGGAAAACGGGUUAGAAGGAUAGUAAAAGCUUUUAGAAGGUAAGAUAAGGUCUAAAUUAAGCAAAGAAUGGAAAGAACUUUCUUUAAAAUUGCAAUAACUUUCUUUACGAACCUAAAACAUCAGUAACUUUCUUUACAAGCUGUUAAGUGCUACAGUUUGUUUCUAAGCGAUAAAAUAAACUUUUUUACAGUGUAAAAUUGCAAGAACUUUCUUUACAAGGCUGAAAAAUACAAUUUUUUUCAAUAAAAAGUCAUUUUUUGGAAAAUUUCAUACCUAAAAUAAUAAUUUUUUGACAAUUUUAACGUUUUGAUCCAUUUUUUCUAGAUAUCAUGACAAACUUCGCACGGUGCUGAAGCUCCGACAUGCCGGUGACCUCUUAUAUACAGAAGAGAAGGACCUAACCGAGAUUGGCAUGUCUCGACCAGAACAAAAACGACUUCGUCGAGAACAGAAUCGAUUUCUGAACAACCAGCAAAGCUCUUCGUUUUACGUUAAACUUCGAAAAGUUUUUGGAAAAUCAGAAGCCAGGCAUUCUGAAGUCAAUCCUACAACCUCGAGCUAUCUGGAUCAAGAUGAACAACAUGUCAUAUCACCUGAUUCGGUAGAGUUAUGUAGGGAACUGGGUCGUGGAGAGUUCGGCAUUUGUUAUCAAGGGACUUGGAAUCUACCUGAUGGGAACUCGGUUCAGGUAGGUAUGGGAACAGAGUUGAAAAUGUGGGGAAAGGGGGAUUUAGUUAUUAUGUUGGGGAAGAGGUAAGUAGAAGAAAUGAAGUGGGAAGAAUCAGAUGAUAUAAAUUUGAAAAAUUUUUUAUUGUUUUAAUUUUGGCAAGUGGGCCUUAAAAAAGUUCUUUUUAAUCCUAUUUUACCCCUGCAGCUACACUUUUAUUACCUCUAUCUUACCUCCUUUAACCCACUAAUCAGCCCCAAAAGGAAAGGGAACGAAAAGGAAAGAGAAAGAGUCGUGUACGCCCAUAGCCCGUUGAACGCACGCCAUCCCGUCCGAUCUGGCAAGUUAAGCAACGGUGCGCUUGAUUAGUACUUGGAUCGGAGACGUCCUUGGAAGCUCAAGUGGCGCACGCUUUUUUCGCAUUUUCUAUUGCUUUUUGGUACUAUUUUUGGGUUUGUGGUAGGAAAGGGUUGUUUUUUGUUGUUUCAGGGGUAUUUUAGGUUUUGAAUUUGGGAGUUUUUGAACAGAAAUUUUGAUUUUUGGGGAUUUUUUCUAUUUUUAGGAUUUUUCGAGAAUUUGUGUAGCAAAAAGCCAUAAAAUUAGGUAUUAAGAAUGGAAAAAGGUGUUAAAGUUCCAAAAAAUAGGCAUUAUUGUUAUUAAGAUUCAGAUGUGUAUCUUUAGGUAGCCAUAAAACGAGUCCUCCCAGACAAACUCAAAGCCAACCCAAGCUGCUUCAUCCAAGAAGCGGCCGUAAUGUCAAAAAUGAAGCACGAGAACCUAGUACGAAUGUAUGGCAUAGUGUUAGACACCAAAGCAGUUAUGUUAAUAUCCGAACUUGCCUUAUACGGAUCACUAUUGGAAUGUCUUCGGAAACCGGCUGGAGAUCUGCCGUAUGCCGUGGACAAACUCUGUGACUUUGCCCUUCAAAUCGCCCGAGGCAUGAACUAUUUGAAUUCGAAGAAGGUGGUGCAUCGAGAUCUGGCAGCUCGGAAUGUGCUCGUAUAUACACCUAGCCAGGUCAAGAUAUCUGACUUUGGACUGUCGAGGUCGCUAGGGAUUAGUGAGGACUAUUACCGGUCGGAGUUCACAUCAACAAUGAAGCUACCGAUAGCAUGGUGCUCUCCAGAAGCCAUCAAUUUGUUGAAGUUCACUCCGGCUUCUGAUGUUUAUGCUUAUGGUGUGACCUUGUGGGAGAUGUUUUCGUACGGGAAAAUGCCUUGGAAAGGGUAUUCUGGAAGUCAGGUGAGAGUUAGGAAGAAUGGGUUUUGAAGUUAUAUUGUAGUAAUAUAUAGGUUUUAAUAUUAUAUUUUAGUACAUAUUAUGUUUUCAAAAAAAAUAGAAUUUUAUGUUAUAGUAGGUUAAGGUCAUACUGUUUUAUUGAAACUUAAUGGUAAUCUUGAAAAAUGUAAUGCCAUUUUAAUUUUUAUAAUUUAUUUAUUAAUAUAAUUAAAGAUUUUUAAAGAUUGGACAAAUUUUAAUUCGAUUUUAAAGAAAAAUCCAUUGUGCAGACUGCGGGUGACAUGUUAUACGAUGAGCUCGUUUUGAAUUGCACUUUUUUGAUUUAACAUAUUGAUAUAUUAUUAUUUAGACAUCUCCUAUCGUAUGAGUCUAUUUUUAAUAAAAAAUUUUGGUAUAGACGUUUCGUCGUAUAACUUGUCACCCGCAAGCUGCACAGUGCUUUUUUCUUUAAAUUUUAAAAAUUCUUUAAAGUUCCGAUAAGACUAAGUUGAAAAAGAGUUAAAGUAUAUCAUUUUUCAAAAAUCUUGGUUACUUUAACUUUAAUUUUAUAUUAUAGUACCUAAAACAAAACCAAACUCACCCUUUCAGAUAUUACACACGAUUGAUACCCAAAGAAAGACCUUGGAUUGCCCCGAGUUUUGUCCUCACGACUUUUACACGAUGAUGCAAAAGUGCUGGUCACAUGAGCCGGCGGAUCGACCGACUUUCGAGGACAUUAUCAACCAAAUCCCCGACCUAAUGCCUCAGUUAUUGGUUUCCGUAACGGAAUGUCACAAUCAAGAGCCGAUGCAGCUGCAGUUCGAUAAAGGCGACAUUAUCAUAUUGUUGGACAAGUGGUAAGAUUGAUUUUGGCAUUUUAUUGGGUUUUUUAAAAAAAUUGAAAUUUCGGAAGUGGAAAGAAAGUUUUUGCCAUUUUAUGUUUUGUAAAGAAAGUUCUUGCUAUUUUAUCGUCUGGAAAGAAAGUUCUUGCUAUUUUAUGGGUUAGAAAGAAAAUUAUUGCCGUUUUAUCGUUUGUAAAGAAAGUUCUUGCUAUUUUAUGGUUUGGAAAGAAAGUUAUUGCCGUUUUAUCGUUUGUAAAGAAAGUUAUUGCUAUUUUUUGCUUUGUAAAUAAAGUUCUUGCUAGUUUUUGUUUUGUAAAGAAAUUUAUUGUUGCAUUUUUACGUUAUGUAAAGAAAAUGCUUGCCAUUUUACAUUUUGUAAAGAAAGUUCUUGCCAUUUUCAGCCCAGUAACCGGUGAAAACAUUUAUUGGCACGGUGCAACACGCCAAGGACGUUGUGGUCUCUUCAAACCGGCCGAAACAGUCGCAUAUCUUGGAGCAGAAAACCCGACCAAUGCUCCACGAUUAGGACCAUUACCACUGUACCAAAACACGGUAGCAGUACCAGAAGCGAAAAAGGAACGAAUGUCACUGAUCGGCCGAAAAAACUCGCAGAAAUCACUGGAUAAAGAGAAGAAAAAACUACUGAUAAGCGAACCUCAAGGCGAUUUGAGACACACUUGUCACAUUGGUAUUGAUGGAAGUGUUUUCGGACUGGUUCAUGUAGGUUAAUAUGGCGUUUUAAACUUUUAAUUUGAAAUGUAUUAUUAUUAAAGAUAAUUUUCAGUCUUAAAAGCAUGUCAAACACUAUAAAAAGUCACUAAAAGGCCUUGCAACCCAAUGCCAAAAUUUUUAAAAUUUGGCGGGAAAAAUAAAAUUUAAAUUUUUGUUUGAAAAAGUAUUGCAAGACCUAACUUAAGGUUUAAAAUACUAAAAUAAUGAAUUUGAAUGGUUUCAACAUUUUAAUUUUGAUUUUUUAUUGACUUUUUUUUAAUUUUUAAAUUCCCGCCAAAUUUUCAAAGUCUUGGCAUUGUGUUUCAGCGUAUUCAAUAAGUUUCUAUGUCUAAUAAAAGAUGUUUGGUGCUUAAAUAUAGACUUCUUUUACUAUAUUUAAGGAAUAACUUUUAAUUUUUGAUGAUUUUUAAAAAUUUUUGAAUUCCCGCCAUGUUUUCAAAUUCUUGGCAUUAUGUUUACUAGUCUCAAUUUUCAAUUUCAGGUGAACAAAAACGACUUAUCAUCGACGAUCUCUCCACUCAUCGGUCUCUCCGAUACCGCUUCAUUGGCAGCUUCUCAACACAACAGCUCAACAUCCUCAAUAUCACCCUCACGGUCAGGCACAUCAUCCACAACAUCCUCACUGAAACAUAAUUAUGAUACGGAGCAAAUGCUACGCAAUGGUUACGAUAUUCCACUGAGAUUCCCGAAGCCGAACCAGGAAUGCGCAUCGCCUCCGGCAUUACCGCCAAAACCGGCGGCUCGGAUCAAACCGACCCAAAAAUCGACCGAAAACUGGGCUGUGCAGAAUGGUCAAGGUGGGCAAAAUGGUAAAUUUGGGCAGAAUGGACAAAAUUCAAUGGAGAGAGGUAUGAAAUGGCAGGAGAACGGGCAAAAUUCGGUGGAAAAUGGGCAAAAAUGGUCGGAAAACGGACAAAACUCAAUAGAAAGACCUCAGAAAUGGCAAGAAAAUGGCCAAAAUAGAAUAAAUAUAGAUGAAGAAGCCAAGAAUCAUAAGCAAGUUUAUGAUAACAACAUGAAAAAUGGCCAAAACUUGCAUGAUAAUCUAGAAAAAACUCAUUUCCCGUUGAGAACAAACAGUUUCCCUGAAGAAAGAAGCCAGAAUGAAGGUGAUUACCCCAGGCAUAGAAGUGUUACGACGUCUGGAGACUUUAUUAUAGACCAUUCUGCUAGUACUGCGUAAGAGUUUUCGUUUUUUGAAGUUUUAGGAUUACCUUUAUCUCUACCCCUACCCCUACCCUACCCCUAUCUCUACCCUUACCUUUACUCUUUACUUCUACCCCUACUUAUACUUCUACCAUACCCCUGCCUUUACCCCUACCCCCUACUCCUACCCCUACCCCUACCAUUACUCCUACCCCUACCAUUACCUCUACCCCUACCUUUAAUUCUAUCUUCUACUCCUACCCAUACGGUUCAUAGAGUACAGUAUAUAUCCUGCCCUACUCCGACUUUGAACCUUGAUUAUACCUUCAAUUAUGAACUUACAUAACUAGUACUAAAGGUCUUAUGGGCUACUUAAAAUACUUGUUUGUAACAUAACUUUUUACUUUCUUUCAUAUGGUAUAGGCCACUUCUUAUAGAAGGACUGAUGAUUAACUUUAAUCUUUCUCUUGUUACUAUACCUUUACCUUUAAAAUCUGUAAUACUGCGUCUAAAAUUUUAAAACUUUUUUCAAUUUCAGAGUGUUCCCAGAAGCCAAUUCCCUCCAAUCCUCUCUCGACGAGGUCCUAACCCACCUCCAAAAGGACAUAACCGACUUCUCUAUCUCAACCAUUGGCGAUUACAGCGACACCCGCCCCCCUUUUACCACCCCCAAAGCCCCGUACCCAAAAAACCCGUCGAUGAAUAUCAACAAGCAUCAUCAGAAUCCGUGGUACGACCACUAAAAGAUUCAGAAUGCCAGAAGUUGUUGAAGCGAAUCGACUCGGAACACAAGAAAGCGGCCAAGGAACUGGCCAAAGAACUUCAGAAUUCACAGAAAUUCAAGAAAGACGAUGAGAAGGAUGAGAAAGAACAAAAGGAAAAAGAGGAAUGGACGAACGAAGCACAACAAGCAUACAAAUUACUGGUAGAAUGUGGGGAUGUGCUGAAAAGGACCUCGCCUCUGCCUAAUGGAUCGCCCAAAUUUGAUAGGGUAAGGGACUACUUUUAUUGAUUUGGGGGUGUUUUUUAAGGGAAUUUAAAAAAAAAUUUUUUUUUGAUAAUAGGUUUUGAUAAGACUUUAGAAUAGAUUGUGUUAUUGUAUUUUUUGUCUUGUGUCAAGUAUAGAUCUAGGGAAAGCUAUAAGAUUAUAGUAGGCAAAAUUUGGUGAAAUGAGUGGUUUCUAAAAGUUCUUAACGGUUUUUUUGGAUUGUUUAGUUUUAAAAAAGUGUGAAGAAUGUUUUAAAAAGUAUAUUUUUUGUUUUGAGUUAGUACUAACUUUAAAAAAAUCAGCAGCUAGUCAUAUUGUAGUAGGCAAAAUUUGAUGAAAUUAAUGAGUUUCUUUAAUUUUUGAACUUUUAUUUUGAAAGUUUAGUUUGAAAAACUUGUGAAAGGUUCCAAGAAUUAUAUGUUUUGUUUUGAGUUAAGAAUAAACUGAAAAACUAGAUGUUUAUUAUAUUGUAGUAGGCAAAAUUUGAGGAAAUAAGUGAUUUUUAUCAUAAUUAAAAGCUUUUUGAUGAAGAUUCUGAACUUUUUGGUUACGUUUAGAUUAUUCAUGCUACUCUAAACAUAGUUUUUCAAUUUGUUGCUCAAAUUUUGAACUUACGAUAUUUUUUAAAUUUUGAAAUUUCAGCGAUCUUCUUCGGCCGAAACCGAAGCCACAGUAAUCCGAGCUCAGUCACUAUACGGUAACUCAUUCGAAGCCGAUGAUUUUGAACACUCAGCUCCACCUUUACCCCCGAAGAACGGCCGUCCAGGCUGUCAGUACAUCAAUAAUAGUCUGGUCGGCUCGGCUCAACACCCUCAACGAGAAUCGACCGAAAUCGAACUGCCAAUCUCAAUCGAACAACGAAGGACUAUGGAUUAUGAAAACGGCAAUAAAUUGGACGCGGCUCCAGGUGUACCACCUAAACCCAAGGCUAGGUAGGGUAGUUUUUGUUUAAUUUAGUGGUUAAGGGGUGUUGAUUUUAAAAAUUAAUUUAAACUGUUUAAAUUUUUUAAAUUAGGUAUAAGAUGGUAAGCAAACGAAAGAAAAAGCUUUAAAAUUCUAAUAGAAUGCCAUUUUUCAAUACUAAUCACUUAUAAAAUGGCAUUUUUAGGCAAAACUUACCCUCAGCCCCGACCAAUCGAAUCUCCUCCCCCCAAACGGUCCGCUUCGCACCAACCGUCCAGAAAUCCGCCCUAUUCUCCGGUUUUCCGAAAGAUGAAGUCGUAAAGUUCUAG